Molecule: messenger RNA, 2693 nt
Organism: Populus euphratica (Euphrates poplar)
Lineage: Eukaryota; Viridiplantae; Streptophyta; Magnoliopsida; Malpighiales; Salicaceae
Product: Xanthine/uracil permease family protein
Exons: 14
Coding region: 84-1649 (521 amino acids)
Biological process (GO): transmembrane transport
Cellular component (GO): membrane
Molecular function (GO): transmembrane transporter activity
Source: RefSeq, a predicted model, not a curated record
UUCUUCUUCUUGAUCAUCCAUCUACUUUUCAUCUCUUCUUUCUUUAUCUUUUAUCUCUAUAGUCUUGAGUUCUGGUUUUGAUAAUGGCAGACAUUAUUAUUCACCCUCCCAUGGAUCAACUCCAGGACCUUGAAUACUGCAUAGACUCUAACCCUCCUUGGGCUGAAACCAUCAUAUUAGCAUUUCAAAACUACAUUGUAAUGCUGGGCACAAGCGUAAUGAUCCCUUCUGUACUCGUUCCUGCAAUGGGCGGCACUGAUGGUGACAAAGCUCGGGUAAUACAGACUCUGCUCUUUGUUGCUGGCAUUAACACACUUCUUCAAGCACUUUUCGGUACGAGGUUACCGGCAGUAGUGGGAGGGUCGUAUGCUUAUGUGGUUCCUAUUGCUUAUAUUAUAAGAGACACCUCUUUGCAACGUAUUACAGAUGGUCAUGAAAGAUUUAUUCAAACGAUGCGAGCCAUCCAAGGAGCUUUAAUUGUAGCCUCUAGCAUACAAAUCAUCCUGGGUUAUAGCCAAGUUUGGGGUUUGUUUUCAAGGUUUUUCAGUCCUCUUGGCAUGGCACCUGUGGUUGGAUUGGUUGGUUUAGGAUUGUUUCAAAGAGGAUUUCCUGCUUUGGGUAAUUGUGUGGAAAUUGGGAUCCCAAUGCUGUUGUUAGUUAUUGGAUUGUCACAAUAUCUGAAGCACGUAAGACUAUCAAGAAACUUCCCAAUAUUUGAACGAUUUCCAGUGUUGAUUUGCAUUGCAUUUGUCUGGAUAUAUGCUAUCAUUUUAACUGCCAGUGGAGCUUACCGGGAGAAGCGGUUAAUAACUCAAAAUAGUUGCCGUACAGACAGGGCAAAUCUUAUAUCCACUGCCCCAUGGUUCAAGUUCCCGUACCCUCUGCAGUGGGGCCCACCAACAUUUUCAGCAGGUCACUCAUUUGCCAUGAUGUCUGCAGUUCUUGUGUCUAUGGUCGAGUCAACAGGUGCAUACAAGGCAGCAUCUCGUUUGGCUAUUGCUACUCCACCUCCUGCAUAUGUAUUGAGUAGAGGAAUUGGCUGGCAAGGCAUUGGCAUAUUGCUUGACGGCCUCUUUGGAACAAGCACUGGCUCCACUGUUUCUGUAGAAAAUGUGGGACUCCUUGGACUAACUCGAGUUGGAAGUCGCAGAGUUGUUCAAAUAUCUGCUGGCUUCAUGAUAUUCUUCUCGAUCUUAGGGAAAUUCGGAGCUGUCUUUGCAUCCAUACCCUUCCCAAUAUUUGCAGCGUUGUACUGCGUUCUCUUUGGCCUUGUUGCUUCAGUGGGACUGUCAUUUCUUCAGUUCACAAACAUGAAUUCCAUGAGAAACCUCAUUAUUACUGGACUGUCACUCUUCCUUGGGAUUUCUAUCCCCCAGUUCUUCAAUGAAUAUUGGAAUCCCACACACAACGGCCUCGUCCAUACUCAUGCUGGAUGGUUUAAUGCUUUUUUGAAUGCCAUAUUCUCAUCUCCAGCGACAGUGGGGUUGAUUGUGGCGGUGCUUCUCGACAACACAUUAGAGGUGGAGAGAUCAAAGAAAGACAGAGGAAUGCCAUGGUGGGCAAAGUUCAGAACAUUCAGGGGAGAUAACAGAAAUGAGGAGUUCUACACUCUGCCAUUCAAUCUCAACAGGUUCUUUCCACCUACUUAAGGAGUCAUCAGAGCGACCCGAGCCAGUGAUCCUCUCGUCCAAUUCAAUUAACAUUAUCAAGCGCCAUUUUCUCUUAGAGAUGUACAUCCGAGAUCAUUUGACAAGUGUCUUAGCAGGAUACAUUCUUUUGUGGACCGCAAGGUCCAGGUUGUAGGCAUUUGAUAUCUUGAGAAAGAAUAAGAACGGAAAUUAGUUCUCAGCCUCGCUCAAUCUUUUAGAUGUUGCAGGAAAAUAAAUUGCAACUCUAAUGUGAGCCAAAUUUGUUUCAGGUCCCGUUGGGAAGUUUCCUUUCAAGGCCUGGGCAGCGCCAUUUUCGUCCAAGUCCUUCAUGACAAGAUAAUCAAAUUUCAUGUAGCAUUAUCAUCCCCCGUUUAUUUUCUGCUUCUGCUUUAAAGAUUUGCAGUGUAUUUUUAUCAUACCAUCAAUUGCUAGUGUUCUUUAAAGGCCCUGAAGUCCCAUGAUUUUCAGUUGUUUUCUGAUUCUGCCUACCAUCUCACCAGUCGAGCUUGGUAUCGAGUAGACGACCAAGUUAUGGGUUUUUUUGGUCCAGCAUAUCAAUUCCAUAAUCAUAAGACGGUGCCCUUCGUAGAUGUUUGAUUCCGGUGACAAAAUUACUUAUAUGAUUUCAAAUUUUCAGCAGGGAGGAAUUUAAGUAUUAUGAAGCCUCAGACAGCCAGUAUAGAUUGACAUCAAUGUGAAAUUCAGCCGGUAAUUCCAACAUAAAUAAACAAUCAUCAUCGGCUCCAUAACAUAUUUUUCCCUGCGCCCAAUAAAUCAAUUAUCUUUUAAAAUUAAUGGCAAAAAAUAUAUAAAUUAUGAGGAGUAAAAUAUAGAUAUAAGAAAAAAAAGUGAUAAUAAGUUGGAAAAAUGUAAUCGCCGAAAACGGCUCCAUGGAUCAACAGAAUAGGAUCCACAGAUUCCUAUCAGCAAGCGAAACAUGGAAUUUGUUUCGGUCCAAUCAUAGCAUUGCCGGUCAAAGCCAUUUUGGCUACCAGCAACGUGGCAUCGGACCUUGAUCACUCCGAAAUCAAUAUAGUUUAUUUU